AUGGCGUCAAAGUUUAGUGCAAAGGAGGUCCACAUAAAAAUCAGAAACAUGACCCAAAGAUAUAGGUAAGUCAUUUUCCAUUUAACCAUUCUGAACACUAAUUGCAAAUGUACCAUCUGGUGGGAGUCCUUCGCUGUGGAAACAUUUUGACGCAGUCCACCAAAUCAUCGGUUUCAACUCAGCAAACAACGCUGAGAUUUUAGAAUCUUUUUCAAUGGAUAUAUUGACAUCAGGACCGCAGUCGGUGCCAUCCCCAGUGCCUCAGUCGUAUCCAUACGCUGCUGCUGCACCGUCAUCAACCGCAGCACAUCCACCGUCAUCAACCGCAGCCCAUCCACCGUCACCAACCGCUGUACCUUCACCGUCACCAUCGCCUCAAACUUCGUCACCGCUUUCGUCGCCGGUGGAGUUGUCCAGUUCUUCGCCACUUGACACUUCGAACAUAUCUUCGACUGCAGCUUCCACAUCCUCUAAAAGGAAAAGAAAUUAUAUGGGUGAGGUGGGGCAAUUAGCUAAAGAGCAAAACGAGCUGUUAAAAGUGGUCAUAGACGACGGAAAAGUUUUAACAGCAGAAUGCGUUAAUGCUAUUAAAGAGCAAAGUAGUGCUACAAAAGAAUUCAUUAGUUUAAUGAAAAGCGUUUUGGAAAAAAUGUAACUUUAAGUAGUAUACAUAUGUAUGUUUAAACAC
Molecule: messenger RNA, 688 nt
Organism: Rhagoletis pomonella (apple maggot)
Lineage: Eukaryota; Metazoa; Arthropoda; Insecta; Diptera; Tephritidae
Exons: 2
Coding region: 215-655 (146 amino acids)
Source: RefSeq, a predicted model, not a curated record